UUUCGAUAUCCUGAAGAAAAGGAACUUGACACACAUGUCAACAAACAAUAUACAUUAAUACUAGCUAGCACAGGUAAGUUUACGUAUUGCGUUUUUAGUCAGUUGGACAAUAUGAAAAGCGCCAAAGUCAACUUUUUGUUUUGUAUAGCAAGAGGACAAAUUCAUGUUAAAGCUAUUUGAAAUAACUCUCGUCUCGUUUGCUAACAGCUUGCUGUCUGUAGCCAGCAACGUUAGCCAUCCAACUAAAUAAACCGUUAUUACGUCAACUGUGGCGUGUGAAGUUGGGGUGCAACGUUGCAGAUACAAUGCAUAGAGCUGUCCGUUUACACUGAUGCAUGCCAAGGUGUGCCAGUGUAGAAUAAGCUGACCCAUCACUGCACCUACAGGUCCUCUGCUGUCCACAUGACCACCCCUCCCAUGGUGGCGUUCGCUGGGCAGCAGGCUCAGGCUGCCCGUGAUGUCAACACGGCGUCGCUCUGUCGCAUCGGCCAGGAGACGGUGCAGGAUAUUGUCUUACGCACCAUGGAGAUCUUCCAGCUGUUGAGGAACAUGCAGCUGCCAAAUGGAGUGACGUACCACCCCAGCACCCACCAGGACAGGCUGGGCAAACUGCAGGAGCACCUGCGUAUGCUCUCUGUACUCUUCCGCAAGCUGCGCCUCGUCUAUGACAAAUGCAAUGAAAACUGCACCGGUCUGGACCCCGUAACCCCAGAGCAACUCAUCCCGUAUGUGGAGGAGGACGGCAGCUCCAGACACAAUGAACGCUCGGCCAGCCAGGCCCGCCCGGAAACAGAAGAGAGGGGGGAGAUCCUGGAGGUUAACAAGAAGCUCAAACAGAAGAACCAACAGCUGAAGCAGAUAAUGGACCAGCUCCGAAACCUCAUCUGGGAGAUAAACUCCAUGCUGGCUGUUAGGAAUUGAAUGCCAAACACGGCGACACAGAGGGCGUGCAUACACACACUCCACCGACUGGAAGAUAUGGCUAUUAACUGGAUAAGUGACAGGGUCCCUCUAAGGUGGCACUUAAGAAAUACAGGCUUUCACAAUAUACUACUCUUUCCCACAAGACGAGUUGGGAGAGAAGAAGAGGGGGAAGAAAGCAAAGAAGAAUGAAGACAAGUCAUGCAAUGGGGAAAUGCUGAUAUACACUAACCGGCCAAUUUAUUAGGCACACCCAUUUAGUACUGGGAUCAGACUGGUCAUCUGCUGCAAUAGCCCCAUCCAUGACAAGGACCAACGAGUUGUGUGUCCUGAGAUGCCAUUCCCGCGCCUUUAUUUGUUUGUGGCCCACUUGUUAACUUGCAUGAGUCUUGCCAUUCUCCUUCGACCUCUCUCAUCAACGAGCUGUUUUCGCCCACAGGACUGGAUGUUUUUUUUAUUUGUCGCACCGUUCUCGGUAAACCCUAGACACGGUCAUUUGUGAAAAUCCCAGGAGAGCGGCCGUUUCUAAGAUACUGGAUCCGGCGUGCCUGGCACCGACGAUCAUACCAUGCUCAAAGUUGAUUAGGUCACUCCUUUUGCCCAUUCUAACAUUCAAUCGCACAGUAAUCGAAUGCCUCGAUGCCCCUCUGCAUGCUUUAUACAGCAAGCCACGUGACUCACUCUCUUUAGGAGCGAUCCAUGUGUGUGAACGGGAGGUUGUACCUAAUACACUGGCCGGUGAGUGUAGUUAUCGCCUACAAUAUGGUUGAGGACUUUCAGAGUUGUGGUUUGAAAGACUAUAGUCAUGGCUUUCAGUAGAAUUCAAAUCAACUGUUGAUUUAUUGUAGGCACUAGGUAUAAAUGCAGGACAAUAUGUAGUCAAUCGUACAACAUUUUAUAUAUUUAAUCUCUAUCCCAAAAUAUGACAAAUACUCAGAUUACCCAUUUAAAGGGGUUUUGAUGUUCUAUUUCCCUCAAGAUGUUUUUAUACAUUCCUUAACCAUUUUAGCUAAAAUAACAGAGGCAACAUUUGUGAAGGAGAGCACAGACAUGUAAAAAAAAUACUUGGGCACAUUGUUGAAAAUAAGUUUCAAAUGAAAUCACUGCCAGAUUGAGGUUUGCAUUAUUUUUACUGGACUUUUUAUGAUCAUCACAAUGUCUCGUUAACUUUUGUAAUUCUAUGGCGCUAUAAAUCCUGCUGUGAUUUAGGCCACUGUUUCUUUCUGUUCUAUUUUUAGAUCUGUGUUCUCACUGCUCACGAGGACCGUCAGAUCAGGUCUCUUUGUGGUCUUUUUGGAUUGUCCCCAGGCUUUAAAAGUAAAAAAAAAAAAAAAGAAUUACAGCCAGAAACAGUGCCCAGCCAAUAAGCGACAUAAACAACUUAGUAGAGCCCCGCGGCCACUGGGGCCCCCUGACCCUUUGAUUGAAUCCUGGUGUUAUUAUACUGAUGAUUUGUCGGAACAGAGGGUUUCUUUACGUACAGUGCAUUCGGAACGUAUUGAGACCCCUUCACUUGUUCCACAUUUUGUUACAACCUUAUUCUAAAAUUGAUUAAAAUGUUUUUCCCAUAAAUCUACACACAAUACCCCAUAAUGACAAAGCAAAAACAGGUUUCGAAAUUUUAGCAAUAUUACAAAGAAAAAAAUAACAUUCAGACCCUUUACUCAGUACUUUGUUGAAGCACCUUUCUGCAGAUCCUCUCAAGCUCUGUCAGGUUGGAUGGGGAGCGUCACUGCACAGCUAUUUUCAGGUCAGAUAUGUUGGAUCGGGUUCAAGUCCGGGCUCUGGCUGGGCCACUCAAGGACAUUGACUUUUACCGAAGCCACCCCUAUGUUGUCUUGGCUGUGUGCUUAGGGUCAUUGUCCUUGUGAACAUUCGCCCCAGUCUGAGGUCCUGAGCGCUAUGGAGCAGGUUUUCAUCAAGGAUCUCUGUACUUUGCUCCGUUCAUCUUUCCCUCGAUCCUGACUAGUCUCUCAGUCCCUGCCUCUGAAAAACAUCCCACAGCAUGAUACUGCCACCACCAAGCUUCACCGUAUGGAUGGUCUUGGCCAAGUGAUGAGUGGUGCCUGGUUUCCUCCAGACGUGACGCUUGGCAUUUAGGCCAAAGAGUUCAAUCUUAGUUUCAUCAGACCAGAGAAUCUUGUUUGUCAUGGCACCUAAAGGACUUUCAGACUUCGUGGCAAACUCAAAGCAUGCUGUCAUGUGCCUUUUACUGAGCUGUGGCUUCCACCUACAAUAAAGGCCUGAUUGGUGGAGUGCUGCAGAGAUGGUUGUUCUCCCAUCUCCUCAGUGGAACUCUGGAACUCUGUCAGGGUGACCAUCGGGUUCUUGGUCACCUCCCUUACCAAGGCCCUUCUCCUCCAGUUGCUCAGUUUGGCCAGGCGGCCAGCUCUAGGACAAGUCUUGGUGGUUCCAAACUUCUAACAUUCAUGAGUGAUUGAUGCCACUGUGUUCUUGAGGACCUUCAAUUCUAAAUACAUUUUUUUGGUACCCUUCCGCAUGUCUGUGCCUCGACACAAUCUUGUCUUAGAGCUCUACGGACAAUUCCUUCAACCUCAUGGCUUGGAUUUUGCUCUGACAACUGUGGGACCUUGUAUAGACAGGUGUGUGCCUUUCCAAAUCAUGUCCAAUCAAUUUAAUUUACCGCAGGUGGACUCCAAUUACGUUGUAGAAACAUCUCAAGGAUGAUCCAUGGAAACAGGAUACACCUGAGCUCAAUUUCAAGUGUUUUUGUUUUGUCAUUAUGGGUAUUGUGUGUAGAUUGAUGAGGAAAAUGUUUUAUUCAAUAAAUUUUAGAAUAAGGCUGUAACAUAAAAUUGUGGAGAAAGUCAAGGGGUCUGAAUACAUUCCCGAAUUGUAUUCAGAUUGUAUUCAAUCUGUAUCGUGGAAGAUCUGCGUUACAAUGUAAAGGUAAUAUCCAAUUAGGUCGACAUAUGCAGCAUUUACUGUGAAUGCACUCCCUGUGAACGCUAUAACACAGAUCUCCCGCAAUAGAGAUUAAAUCCAACCCCUCAUUCUCCUAACCUGCUACGUAAACAAACCAUCAGUCUCGACAAAUCAUUAGCAUCACAUCGGCCUCAAUCAUGUUUUGAGGGAAGCUCCGCCUAGAGCAGAACUAAUGUGAUUGGUUGGAUGAAAGUAGGUGGUUAAAAAUAGGUUGGAGGCAUUACAUGCGUGUUGCGACCCGCUUGGUUGCCAGUUCAAAUCAAGAUUACUUUUGUUUUCCAACCUUACCGAACAUUCUUAACUAAUUACAUUUCUAAUCUAUUAACUUUCAACAUUUGACUGAAUAGCUUUAAAUAUGUGAACACCAGAGCAUUAAAUAACUACCAGUCAGGAAUGUAGCGUAGGUAGCUUGUUACUCCCAAGUAGUCUUCUUAUAAUCAGUCAGUAAGCCCAUGUUGGCUAAAAUGUUUUAGGUUGCUAGGUAAGUUAGUCUAGCCAGAUCUAAACCUUGUAGUAAUUAUGGCUGAAUUACGAACCAGGUAUGUAGGGGACGUGCCCAGGGGCCCAGACCUCCAGCGGGCCCCCAUAGAUUUUUUUAGUCACUCUCUCAGAUGUCUUUAAAAUGGCAUAAGCCAUGGCAAAAUAUGUAGAAUUGCAGGAAAAUUGCUUUUAAACUACAAAAUGUUCUAUCAAACCCAUGGCAAAACCGCACAUUUCUCUCUCCGCUGCCAAGAGUUUUGCCAGCAAGCUUCUUUUUUUUUUUUUAGCAUACGGCCGGCUAUAGGCGGAAAGAUGGACUGUGGCCGACAGAGAAACAGAAAGGGAAGCCGCAGGCUAUCAGGUCUCAUAUUAAUAUCAAUAUUAUCUUCAGAUAAGAUUACGAUAAAUAAUUAAGAAGAUGGUUGGGAUCAUAUCCAAGUUGUGUUAUGAGGUUAUUGUCCUCAGGCAAAUGUUAGACAUAGUAUGCAACUCCAUCCCAAAUUUCACACUGUUCCCUAUAUAGUGCACUACUUUUGACCAGAGCGCAUGGGUCUCCGGUCAAAAGCACUGCAUUAUGUAGGGGAUAUGGUGUCAUUUGGGAAGCAGAAUAGGGUGGAAAGCAAAGACGCUCCUUCCACAGAAUAAGAAUCAAUCGCUGGAUAGUGGAUCAUGAUUUAUUUUCACAAACCAGGUUUCCAGCCAAACUUUUUAUGCUUGUAAAAGUACGGUACAAGGGGGUAACCCCCCCUGUAAUUCACAUUAAGAUCACAAGAUGUCACCAAAUUAUUUUCCUUGUUGUCACUGCUCUUGCUCAACAAAAAUGUCCUCUGUGUCAUCAAAACUUUGAGAUAUUUCAAAAUGAUUGUGGUAAAUGUAAUUUUUUUGCUAUUUUCAAAAUGUUGUAGAUAUAUUCCAAUAAAGCUUUUAAAAAAAAAAUGAGAUACACAAGUAGGAAAGCCUUAUGAUAAAUAAUCCACUUGUUUAGAGAGAAAUGUAGGUAAUUUUUAUUUAGUAAAGGGGGUAGCUGGCCCCUGGGGGCUAGUUUCCCCUUUAUGGUUAUGAAUGCGUUUCUACCUGUCAUUUAGACAAUGACUAGCCCAGUUAGUAAGUUGCUAGCUAGCAUAAACUAGCGCUAUCAGUAAAUGCUAGUCAGCAUAAGGUGCUAGGAGUGCUAGCUAGCAACCUUACUACCAGAUUGUCUGAGGUAAAAUACAUUAAAAAGAUAACGUAACUUAUUUGCAGAUAGAAAUGUUUACACUAGUGACUGAUAGCGUUACAUUUAAUGUUACUUUAUACCCUUUUAUGUAUUUUACACUGCAUUUUAUGUCACAUAGCUUGCUAUGUUUUUAAGAGAGAGCUUUUCAAUUGGCAUCUCUCCCCCUUUUUUCAGUCACCGGUGGGGACUGGAUUAAGUGUGAGCAGUGCAGGAGGUGGGCACCAAUUUUACUGGGGAUAGCUUUAUUUGUGACCUAUGUACAAAUUAGAAUUGUGCAAUAGUAUCAAUGUUACACUGAAUUGAGUUAAGUUGUUAUUAAAUGUUAUAUUCCAUUCCAAAUGUCGACAAAAUACCCUAAUGUGGGAUCUUUUUGUGUCGGUAAAAUAAAUUAUGCUAGAAAUGUCA
This is a messenger RNA of Oncorhynchus nerka (sockeye salmon), 5968 nucleotides long. RefSeq names its product mediator of RNA polymerase II transcription subunit 30-like. Gene Ontology annotation, biological process: positive regulation of DNA-templated transcription. Lineage: Eukaryota; Metazoa; Chordata; Actinopteri; Salmoniformes; Salmonidae. Bases 403 to 921 code for a protein of 172 amino acids. The transcript is spliced from 5 exons. Gene Ontology annotation, cellular component: mediator complex. The record is from RefSeq and is a predicted model, not a curated record. Gene Ontology annotation, molecular function: transcription coregulator activity.